GGCUUCCGGCGGGGCCCGGCAGGCGCCGAGGAGGAAGAGCGAACCGUGAGGGCGCUUCUCUGCCGAGUGUCGGCGCGGCCCAGGAUGACGACUUCAGGCGCUCUGUUUCCAAGCCUGGUGCCAGGCUCCCGUGGGUCCUCCAACAAGUAUUUGGUGGAGUUUCGGGCCGGAAAAAUGUCAUUGAAAGGAACUACUGUCACCCCAGAUAAACGGAAAGGGCUUGUGUACAUUCAGCAGACGGAUGACUCCCUCAUUCACUUUUGCUGGAAAGACAGGACAUCGGGGAACGUGGAAGACGAUUUGAUCAUCUUCCCUGACGACUGUGAGUUCAAGCGCGUGCCUCAGUGCCCCAGCGGGAGGGUCUACGUGCUCAAGUUCAAGGCGGGAUCCAAACGGCUCUUCUUUUGGAUGCAGGAGCCCAAGACGGACCAGGACGAGGAGCACUGCCGUAAGGUCAACGAGUAUCUGAACAACCCGCCGGUGCCCGGAGCCCUAGGGGCGAGUGGGAGCGGAGGCCACGAGCUGUCUGCGCUGGGCGGUGAGGGCGGCCUGCAGAGCCUGCUGGGGAACAUGAGCCACAGCCAGCUCAUGCAGCUCAUCGGCCCCGCCGGCCUCGGAGGGCUGGGUGGCCUGGGGGCGCUGACAGGGCCGGGCCUGGCCAGCUUACUGGGGAGCGGAGGGCCUCCAGCUAGCAGCUCUUCGUCCAGCUCCCGGAGCCCGUCGGCAGCGGUCACCCCGUCCUCCACCGCCCCUUCCACGCGCGCCACCCCAGCCCCCUCCGCUCCAGCAGCUGCCUCGGUGAGCAGCCCGAGCCCCGCGCCCAGUCCAGGCAAUGGAGCCAGCACGGCAGCCAGCCCGACCCAGCCCAUCCAGCUGAGCGACCUUCAGAGCAUUCUAGCCACUAUGAACGUGCCGGCCGGGCCAGGAGGCGGCCAGCAAGUGGACCUGGCCAGCGUGCUGACGCCCGAGAUCAUGGCCCCCAUCCUUGCCAACGCGGAUGUCCAGGAGCGCCUGCUGCCCUACCUGCCGUCCGGGGAGUCGUUGCCGCAGACUGCAGAGGAGAUCCAGAACACGCUGACCUCGCCCCAGUUCCAGCAGGCCCUGGGCAUGUUCAGCGCGGCCUUGGCCUCGGGCCAGCUGGGCCCCCUCAUGUGCCAGUUUGGGCUGCCCGCAGAGGCCGUGGAGGCCGCCAACAAGGGCGAUGUGGAGGCGUUUGCCAAAGCCAUGCAGAACAGUGCCAGCCCCGAGCAGCAGGAGGGCGACGGGAAGGACAAGAAGGACGAGGAGGAGGACAUGAGCUUAGAUUAAGUUAUCUGCUGUCUAGAGGCUCGGGUUCCAGGGCGGGCGGCCUCAGUAGUGGCGCUUGUGAUCGCACCCCUCUCACCUCUCUCCCAACUUGCUAAUCAGUAAAAGUCUUGUCUUUUA
Molecule: messenger RNA, 1425 nt
Organism: Kogia breviceps (pygmy sperm whale)
Lineage: Eukaryota; Metazoa; Chordata; Mammalia; Artiodactyla; Physeteridae
Gene: ADRM1
Product: ADRM1 26S proteasome ubiquitin receptor
Cellular component (GO): cytoplasm; proteasome regulatory particle, lid subcomplex; nucleus
Molecular function (GO): endopeptidase activator activity; proteasome binding
Source: RefSeq, a predicted model, not a curated record